AUGUUACCCCUAAUCACCCUCGAGGAACACUUUCUUUCCUCCGCGGUUCUUGCCGCCCAGCAAGCAAGCGGGACCCCUGAUCCAUUCGCAGGGUUCCCAGUUCAGAUCACUAGGAAACUAAAAUCUCUCAACGACGAACGUAUAAACGACAUGGAUGAUGGAAACAUCUCUCUACAAAUCCUUUCUCAUGGUCCUAUGGAUCAUGCUCCUCUCAAAUUGUGUCAAGAAAUCAACGAUGAACUCGCAGCUGCUGUCUCCAAAAAUCCGACCCGCCUAAAAGGCUUCGCAACUCUGCCUAUGGGAUCGCCUGUAGAAGCAGCUCAAGAGUUGAACCGCUGCAUUGAUAAACUCGGCUUUGUGGGUGCGUUGAUUGAUAAUCAUCUUGAUGGCGAAUUCUACGAUAAUGAGAAAUUCUGGAGUAUUUUUGAAACCGCUAGUGCUUUAGAUGUACCCAUCUAUAUCCAUCCCAAUUUCACAGCUGAAAAGGAUAUGAGCAAAUACCUGUUGGGACAUAUGGGGGAGCUUUUGCCAUUUAACUUGGAGAGAAUAUUCAAGGUAUCGGCGAGGUGGGGAAGGGAAAGAGGAUUAGAAAAGGUUUGGGAGGAAAACUUGUGGGUUACUACUAGUGGGAUGUUUUCGUUGGCGCCGUUGGCGUGUUUGGUGCAGACGAAGGGGAAGGAUAAGAUUUUGUUUAGUGUUGACUAUCCGUUUUCGGAGAAUGGGACGGGGAGGGAGUUUGUGAAGAGGGUGGCUCAGAGUGGACUUUUUGGGGGGAGGAUUCGGCGGAGAUGA
Molecule: messenger RNA, 792 nt
Organism: Botrytis fragariae
Lineage: Eukaryota; Fungi; Ascomycota; Leotiomycetes; Helotiales; Sclerotiniaceae
Product: putative 2-amino-3-carboxymuconate-6-semialdehyde decarboxylase protein
Exons: 2
Coding region: 1-792 (263 amino acids)
Biological process (GO): secondary metabolic process
Cellular component (GO): cytoplasm; cytosol
Molecular function (GO): carboxy-lyase activity; hydrolase activity
Source: RefSeq, a predicted model, not a curated record